AUGCCAGACGAGGCUUCAAGCUUGAUCUGUGCUAAAGGCCGACUCACCGCAGCCAUCGAACUCACGGCUUACAAGUUUGUUGUCUCUAACAAUACGUCUGGCUACACAUUCUUGAGAAGAACAGCGCCCCCACAAGGCAGAAUUUCUGUACAAAAAAUACUGUCUCUCGGAGUUAUAGAGCUAUGUUACUUCGUCUGGGUCGACGUUAUGUCUUCGACGCUUCUUGGAACAACCCCACUUCUGCACUAUGAUACUACCAUUGAUGCAUCGGAGAAACUAUGCUCAAAAAAUCUUAUGGAAUAUUUCAACGGAUGCCCACAAGAAUUUAUUUCUUGGUUUGCAAGCAUUAGUGCAAUGCGGUUGACCACCAAACAGUACAAUAGCCAUUCGCCCCAAAUAGACUGCCGACCCAUAGAAUCAGCAAUUCAAGAAUGGGGGCCGGUCAUUGACCAAACCGACCUCUCGAGAGAUGCCAUUACACGACUAGCGGUCAUAGAGGGCUGGAGACACGCGCAUCUAAUUUAUCUGAAUAUGGGCGUGGGCGGGGUUACCUCGAUGGACCCCAAAGUGCAGUCCUCGGUCAAGCAGAUCAUUCAACUUUCUCAUGUUGUGAAAGGUCCAAAGCUAUAUGAACGCCAUAUGUUUGCCCCUGCCAUCCUUGGUUUGUUCAGGCUGGAGCUUGCGCACAUCUGGAGUCGCAGCGCCAGAGCAUCCUACAAAUUCUAG
Rhizoctonia solani is the source of this 726-nucleotide messenger RNA. Its product is annotated as Fungal specific transcription factor domain. The record is from RefSeq and is a predicted model, not a curated record. The transcript has 4 exons. The coding region runs from base 1 to 726 and encodes 241 amino acids. NCBI's taxonomy places the organism in Eukaryota, Fungi, Basidiomycota, Agaricomycetes, Cantharellales, Ceratobasidiaceae.